AAAGAGGGAGAGAAAGGGAGGAAAAGAAAAAACAGUAAAACGAGUUUCAUAGUAUCUGGAAAUCGCCACUGAUCCUAAGUCAAAAGAAAAUGUAAUAGAUGCAGAUGUAGCAAGCUCAGUGUAAGGUAGAGGAUUGUGUUACUGAUAAAGGAAGACAAACAAGGGACGUAAGGACGACCACGGACAUGGAGAACAGCAAGAUGCAAAUCACAGCCCUUGGACGUGUGUUUAUUUAUGUACAGGGUGCAAUGUGCAAGGCAAGGACGACAUGAAGCUUGGAUGGCUUUUGGGGAGAGAGAAGGAGAGAGGCGUGAGAGAAUGUUCUCUGGGCAGACGCUGUCCUGUUCUGGUAUACUUGUACAGGACAAAAGCUGCUGUAAGAGAUUGGGAAGAAAGGAAUAAUCAUCCUCGAUCAAACAACAUGGCCCAUGAAUGCAACUUACCUUGUCAAGCAGAGUUACGUGGAGUUAUUUCAAACCUGGAGCAGAAAUUAGGACACCACAUUGACAAUCUUAUCGAGCAGGACAACCUCUCCAGCAGUGUAGUCUCCAGAGAAAUACCAUUGUCUUGCACUAAUUUUAACUCUGAUUCAAUCCUCGAUGUUUUGCGUCAAAACAAUUUCCAGGGGAAUGAUGAGGUCCCUUCAAGCCCACUGAUGGGAGGCAAAAGUAGUGGUAUCACAGGUACUGGAGCAGACAUAAACUCCCAUGAUACAAAGUCAGACACUGUGUUUUUAAACUCAGCUGCUCUUGAGCAAUACUCUGAUGUAAGCAGCUGUUCUGACUUGGAUAUGGACAGGACGAUGUCUUAUGUGGAGUUGAAACCUGACUGUAACCAACACAUUGAAAUCCACAGAGAUGAGAGCACUUUGGAAGGUAGCACUUUUGAAAUUCCCUGUUCUUCUCUUCACCACAAAGAUGUAUCUCAGAAUUCACUGGAACAUUCAGAUUCAAAUGGAGACGAUGAAAGCGAUGACCCUAAACAGAAUGCAUGUGACCUUCACACUUUAGAAGCCACCUCAUGUGGUCAUGUGUCAUUCCUCUCAUCAGUUUGCGGCACAGCUGAGGAUUUGAGAGAACAUUUUGAAGGUGAGGAUACAGAAUGCAGAGAAGGCAUGGUUGUGGACCAGGAUGAUCAGUACUCAAAUAUGAAAGCUGCCACAGAGGUCGAAGGGGGGCAGUCUCCUGUAAGAGUAGAUGGAGGGAUGGAUGGGGACCAUUCCACAAUACAGGGCUCUGAUGGUGCACGAGCUUUCGUCAGUGCCCCAGAUUGUCAAGAUGUGACUGGUGAACCCCACAUUUGUAUAAGUACCUUUGAAAUGAAUGCUGUAGAAGCAAAUUCUGUCACUCCAGUUUGUGACUGUAAUUGUAUGGACCACUCUGACAUGUCAACAAAGGAUAGUGUUCCCGGUGAUGCGGUCACUGAGGGCAGUGAUCUAGACCUUCAGUCUUGCAGUAAAUCUUCACAAAAUCUUCAUUCAGAAAUGUGUGGUCAAAAGCAACUUGGCAUGGACUCUAUUAACAAGAAUUAUAUCCUUGAGAAGAGAGAGGGUGAUUCUUUUGACCCCAUUAACAGUGAAGGGGAGCGUAGCAGCUUUGAAUUCUUGAAGCGCUGUUUAGGCCUCAGAAACUUUUCCACAGGUAGCAGCCUGGGAAAGGAAGGGGAAGCACUAACUGAGGAGGAGACCAUUAUUUCCCCUGUUGGAGAAGAGGUAGACCAGGUUUUACAUGAAUACUCAAUGCCCCGAACUUUCCCACCCACCCUGGAGCCAGUGGAUUUGGAACAUUCCUACAGGGAACAAGAGAAGUGA
This is a messenger RNA of Megalops cyprinoides (Indo-Pacific tarpon), 1810 nucleotides long. RefSeq lists its product as uncharacterized. Bases 269 to 1810 code for a protein of 513 amino acids. The record is from RefSeq and is a predicted model, not a curated record. The transcript has 6 exons. NCBI's taxonomy places the organism in Eukaryota, Metazoa, Chordata, Actinopteri, Elopiformes, Megalopidae.